CUGCGGUCAGUCAGAAGCUAAGCCUAUAGCUAACUGACUGUAGGAGUUCAACACAACACGACAGACAGACGCGUCACUGCAGCCCAGGUCUGGGGCUGAAGGAAAAGGGUUGGGAGUGAACCUCUCAUCUGGAUCCCAAUGCAGUGGAAGUUGCAGCCAGAAACGAGAAGGUGGGAAGAAAGGAACUUCUGACUGGCAGCCUUUUGUUGUUGUUGUUGUUGUAACUAACGACACCUUAUCAAAAACCCACAAAUACACUUACGGGGAUACACAAACCUAUACGUUCUGCGGUUGCUGAAACCUUUGUUAUUGCAAUGAAGUGUAUUGACGUGCCACAGUGAAGAGGCCCCUUUUUGACAGUUGAUGGACUAAUGGCAGCAGAGUGACAUCAUGGCCCUGAUGAUUCCUCCAGUGAAGCUCAAAUGGCUGGAGCACCUGAACGGCUCGUGGAUCACGGACGACAGCGAGUCCAUCUCCACGCGGGAGGGCGUGUCCGUGCUCUACUCCAAGCUGCUCACCAACAAAGAGGUGGUCGUCCUUCCCCAGCAGGUGUUGUGUCUGAAGGGACCCCAGCUGCCAGACUUUGAGCGUGAGUCCCUGUCCAGCGAUGAACAGGAACACUACCUAGACGCCCUCCUCAGCAGCCAGAUGGCGUUGGCCAAGAUGGUGUGUUCCGACUCUCCCUUCGCCUCCGCUCUGCGCAAACGCCUGCUGGUCCUCCAGAGGAUCUUCUUCGCUCUGUCCAACAAGUACCACGACAAGGGCAAAGUCAAGCAGCAGCAGCACUCGCCCGACAACAACUCCGGAUCGUCCGACCUGCACUCUGUCAGCGAGCGGCCGCGGUCCAGCACCGAUGCUCUGAUCGAGAUGGGGGUCCGAACGGGCCUCAGUCUGCUGUUCGCUCUGCUCCGGCAGAGCUGGUUGAUGCCGCCGCCGGGCCCCGGAGGACUCAACCUUUGUAACGACGUCAUCCACACGGCCAUGGACGUGGUCUCGUCCCUGCCGCCCCUCUCCCUGGCCAACGAGAGUAAGAUCCCCCCUAUGGGUCUGGACUGCCUGACCCAGGUCACCGCUUUCCUCAAGGGAGUGACCAUGCCAAACUCCGGGGCGGACGUCUUGGGUCGGAGGCUGGCGUCGGAGCUGUUGCUGGGCCUGGCUGCCCAGAGGGGGUCCCUGAGGUACCUUCUGGAGUGGGUGGAGAUGGCCCUGGUGGCGUCCGCCGUGGUCAGCACCAUGGAGAAGGAGAAGAUGAAGGCGUGUCUGCUGAACCAGGAAGGGUUGAUUGGAUACGACUGCUUCAUGAACAUCCUCAUGCAGAUGAGACGUUCCCUGGGCUCGUCAGCAGACAGGAGUCAGUGGAGGGAACCGACUCGGACAUCAGACGGGCUGUGCUCUUUGUAUGAAGCAGCUCUCUGUCUGUUCGAAGAGGUGUGCAGGAUGGCGUCAGACUACUCCCGUACCUGUGCCAGCCCAGACAGCCUCCAGAGCGGCGAGGCUCCCAUGCUGUCAGAGACGUGUGAGGUGUACGUCUGGGGCAGUAACAGCUCCCACCAGCUGGUGGAGGGAACACAGGAGAAGAUCCUGCAGCCCAAGUUGGCACCCAGCUUCGCCGACGCACAGACGAUUGAGGCAGGCCAAUAUUGCACCUUCGUCAUCUCUUCUGACGGCUCUGUCAGAGCCUGUGGCAAAGGCAGCUACGGCAGAUUGGGUCUGGGAGACUCCAACAACCAAUCGUCUCUCAAGAAGCUGACCUUUGAACCUCACCGCGCCAUCAAAAAGGUGACGUCAUCGAAGGGGUCGGACGGACACACACUGGCCUUCACCACGGAGGGAGAGGUGUUCAGUUGGGGAGACGGGGACUACGGAAAGUUGGGGCAUGGGAACAGCUCCACACAGAAGUACCCCAAACUCAUCCAGGGACCUCUGCAGGGAAAGGUGGUGGCGUGUGUGUCAGCGGGCUACCGACACAGUGCAGCGGUCAGUGAGGAUGGAGAGCUCUACACGUGGGGUGAAGGAGACUUCGGGAGAUUAGGUCACGGAGACAGCAACAGCAGAAACAUUCCUACUCUGGUCAAAGACAUCAGCAACGUAGGAGAGGUGUCUUGUGGGAGUUCUCACACCAUAGCUUUGUCAAAAGAUGGCCGCACCGUGUGGUCCUUCGGAGGGGGAGACAAUGGGAAACUGGGGCAUGGAGAUACAAACCGUGUCUAUAAACCCAAAGUAGUGGAGGCCUUGCAGGGGAUGUUCAUAAGGAAAGUGUGUGCUGGAAGCCAGUCCUCCCUGGCCCUGACCUCCACUGGACAGGUGUAUGCCUGGGGCUGCGGGGCCUGCCUGGGCUGUGGCUCCUCUGAAGCCACAGCACUGAGACCCAAGCUGAUUGAGGAGUUGACGGCGACCAGGGUGGUGGACCUCUCCAUAGGAGACAGCCACUGUCUAGCUCUCUCACACGACAAUGAGGUGUAUGCGUGGGGUAACAACUCCAUGGGUCAGUGUGGCCAGGGUAACUCCACUGGUCCCAUCACCAAGCCGAAGAAGGUGGUUGGUCUGGACGGUGUGGUCAUCCAACAGAUCUCAGCUGGUACCUCCCACAGCCUGGCAUGGACCGCUCUGCCCAGGGACAGACAGGUGGUAGCGUGGCACAGACCCUACUGUGUGGACCUGGAAGAAAGCACCUUCUCUCACCUGCGUUCCUUCCUAGAGCGCUACUGUGACGGCAUCAACAGCGAGGUGCCACCCCUCCCCUUCCCCUCCUCCAGGGAGCAUCACAACUUCCUGAAACUCUGCCUUCGACUGCUGUCCAAUCACCUGGCUUUGGCUCUGGCCGGGGGAGUGGCCACCAGUAUCCUAGGGCGACAGGCCCGCCCCCUCCGGAACCUUCUCUUCAGACUGAUGGAUUCCUCUGUUCCUGAUGAGAUCCAAGAGGCUGUGAUUGAGACUUUGUCUGUGGGGGCCACUAUGCUGUUACCUCCUCUGAGAGAGAGGAUGGAGCUUCUCCACUCCCUGCUGCCCCAGGGACCUGACAGAUGGGAGAGUCUGUCCAAAGGACAGAGGAUGCAACUGGACAUCAUUCUGACUUCGCUCCAGGACCACACCCACGUAGCAUCCCUCCUGGGGUUCAGCUGUCCCCCCGAGGCCCCCGAGGCCCUGGCCUCCUCCUGCGGCCUGGACCCCUCCUACGGAGCCCCCGGCACCAACCCUGACACACACCUGGCUGAGAUCCUAAUGAAGACCCUGCUCAGGAACCUGGGCUUCUACACGGACCAAGCGUUUGGGGAACUAGAGAAGAACAGUGACAAGCUGCUCCAGGGAACGUCUUCAUCAGACAGCAGUCAGCCGGCCCAUCUCCACGAGCUGCUCUGCUCUCUACAGAAACAACUGCUGGCAUACUGCCACAUCAACUGUGUUACUGAGAACUCCAGCAGUGUGGCUCUGCUCCAUAAGCACCUCCAGCUGCUGCUGCCCCACGCUACAGACAUCUUCUCCCGCUCCGCCACCCUGCUGCAGGAGAGCUCCUGGAACGGCAGCAUCAGAGAGAAACUACGAGAUGUGAUCUACGUGUCUGCAGCAGGCAGUAUGCUGUGUCAGAUCGUCAACAGUCUACUACUACUACCAGUGUCUGUAGCCAGACCUCUGCUGAGCUACCUGCUAGACCUGCUGCCUCCUCUAGACUGUCUCAACAGACUGCUGCCUGCUGCCACACCGUUGGAAGACCAAGAGCUGCAGUGGCCUCUACAUGGAGCCCCAGACUUUGUGGACCCUGCAGGGCAGCCCCUGUCCCAGCCGGCCCAGUCCUGGGUGUGGCUGGUGGAUCUGGAGCGUACUGCAGGCCUGCUGGUGGGCCGCUGCCUGGGGGGCAUGCUGCAGGGAGCACCCCCCUCUCUAGAGGAACAGGAUACAGGCUACUGGCUGAAAACCCCCCUGUUCAGCAACGGGCUGGAGAUGGACAUCCCUCAACUAGAUAACUGCAUCAGCUGGCUGUUAGAGGAGGCCCUCUCAGGUAACGAGGAGCAGAAACCAGUUGACUGUCCUCUGAGGGCAGACAUGAGCGUCCUGGUGGAGCUGGCCCUGGGCUCCACUAAGGAACCCACCAACAGUCUCUGGAUCAACAUGCAGGACUACGCCACCAGCAAAGACUGGGACAACGCCUCUCUCUGUAAUGAGACCUUAUUGGACACCGUGUCCAGGUUUGUCCUGGCUGCUCUGCUGAAGCACACCGGCCUGCUGGGCCAAGCCUGUGGAGAGGGCAGGUACCAGCCUUGUAAGAUGCUGGCUGAGGUCUACCGUUGUGUGUACAAGGUCAGGAACCGCCUGCUGGCCUGCAAGAACAUGAACGUUGUCCAGACACGCUCGUCUUCCCGCGAGAGGAGGAUUUCAGACAAUCAGGACUCGCUGGAGAUGGACCCCCAGGAGCACUCGUUCACGAGGACCAUCGACGAGGAGGCGGAGCUAGAAGAGAGGACGGACCGAGAAAGGGAGGAUGUGCAUCAGGAGCAAGAUGAGGAAGAGGAGGAGAGAGAGCACGAAGUCAUGACCGCUGGGAAAAUCUUUCAAUGUUUCCUCUCAGCGCGGGAGGCGGCGAGGAGCCGAGAGAGGGAGAGGGCCAGCAGCAGCGCCGGGGGAGGCCUGACCUCAGGAGGAACCAGAGGAGGAGGGGGAGGGGAGGCGGAGGCCUCGACAUCCCAGGAGGAGCAUCACGGGAGAGACGGCUGUACGGGGCUGCCUGAGGGACAGGACCUGUACACAGCCGCCUGUAACUCUGUGGUCCACCGCUGUGCUCUGCUGGUGCUGGGGGUCAGCCCUGUACUGGGGGAACUGGGGAAGCAGCAGGACGAGGGACACGGCAGCUUCCAGUCAGCCGGACAGGGACAGCAGGACGGGACGGGCUUCAUGACCAGGAGUGAGAGUCUGAGUACAGAGAGCUGUUCGGUCCAGUCCAGUCCCAACUACAGGCUGAUGAAGUCCAGGAGCGAAUCAAAUCUGUCCCUGUCUGAUGAGGAGGGAUGCACUCUGAGUGGCAGGAGGAACGUUGAUCUAGACCUGGCAUUUUCUCAGAAAAAGAGAGGUCUACUCCACAGUUCUCCAGACUCCCUGGCUGACUCAUGGUUCAGGGUGAAACACAGUAGGGACCAGCUGUAUGGUUCUCCCCUCUACCAAUCCUAUGAGGAGUCGGACCUGGACCUGAGCCGCUCGCUGGGGGUUCACGCCCUCAUAGAGAACAUCGUCAGCUUCAUCAGUGGAGACGUGGGAAACACCCCCGCCUUUAAAGAGCCUGAGGAGAGCAUGUCUACUAGUCCACAAGGAACCAUGCUGGCUAUGGAGCAACAACAGAACAGAGCUGAGCUGCGUCUGGAGGCUCUACACCAGAUCGUGGUGCUGAUCUCUGGGAUGGAGGAGAAGAGUAGCCAGGCUGCAGGAGGUGGGGGGAGCGGACCAGGAGGUCGACCCAGCCCCAGCGUUGCCUUCCAGUCCUCCUCCCUCCUGACCUCCGUCAGGUUACAGUUCCUGGCUGGAUGUUUCGGUCUAGGGACCGUGGGCACCGGGGGACUGAAGGGAGAGAAUGUCCAGCUACACCACUACCAGGACGGUGUUAACACAGCCAAGCGGAGCCUGCAGAUGGACAUCCAGACAGCCGUGCAUAAGAUCUACCAGCAGCUGUCUGUCACGCUGGAGAGAGCCCUGCAGGCCAACAAACAUCACAUAGAGGCCCAGCAGCGCCUCCUGCUGGUGACAGUGUUUGCCCUGAGCGUGCGUUACCAGUCUGUGGACGUGUCCCUGGCCAUAUCCAGUGGCCUCCUCAAUGUGCUGUCACAGCUGUGUGGCACAGAAACCUUGCUGGGACAACCACUCCAGCUGCUACAGAAACCAGGGGUGUCUCAGCUCAGCACUGCCCUGAAGGUAGCCUCCACACGACUACUGCAGAUACUGGCCAUCAGCACCGGGACGUACGCGGACAAGCUAGGACCCAAGGUGGUCCAGUCCCUGUUGGACUUGCUGUGUAGCCAGCUGAAGAACCUUCUGUCCCAGGCAGGAGUCAGCCUGCUCACUGCCGACCCAGGGAAGAACCAGGAGAACCAGGACAAGAAGUCUGAGGAUGGAGCCGACCCAGAGAAGACAGACUUCAGAGCGUUGGUGCGUAAGCAGCACACAGCAGAGCUUCACCUGGGAGACUUCCUGGUGUUCCUGAGGCGAGUCGUCUCCUCCAAGGCCAUCCAAUCCAAGAUGUCUUCUCCAAAGUGGACAGAGGUGCUGCUCAACAUCGCUGCGCAGAAAUGCUGCUCGGGAGUCCCUCUGGUGGGCAACCUGAGAACUCGUCUCCUGGCCCUUCAUGUUCUGGAGGCUGUGCUGCCUGCCUGCGAGGCCAGUGUAGAGAACGACCAGAUGACACAGGUGGUGGAGCGUCUCUUCUCCCUGCUGGCUGACUGUAUGUGGGAAGCUCCCAUCGCCCAGGCCAAGCACACCAUCCAGAUGAAGGAGAAAGAGCAGGAGCUGAAACUACAGGGUGAGGAGGAGGAUGAGAACCUUCCCAUCCAGGAGGUGUCGUUUGACCCGGAGAAGACUCAGUGUUGUGUGGUGGAGAAUGGCCAGGGUCUGACCCACGGCAGCGGGGGGAAGGGAUAUGGACUGGCCUCUACCGGCAUCUCCUCUGGGUGCUACCAGUGGAAGUUCUACAUUGUGAAGGAGAACCGUGGGAACGAGGGGACGUGCGUCGGGGUGUCCCGUUGGCCUGUCCAUGACUUCAACCACCGCACCACGUCAGACAUGUGGCUGUACCGGGCCUACAGCGGGAACCUGUACCACAACGGAGAGCAGACCCUCACCCUCUCCUCCUUCACCCAGGGAGACUACAUCACCUGUGUGUUGGACAUGGAGGCACGCACCAUCUCCUUCGGGAAGAACGGAGAGGAGCCCAAGUUAGCCUUCGAGGACGUGGACGCCACAGAGCUCUACCCCUGUGUCAUGUUCUACAGCAGUAACCCUGGAGAGAAGGUGAAGAUCUGUGAUAUGCAGAUGCGGGGUACCCCUCGUGACCUCCUGCCCGGUGAUCCUAUCUGCAGCCCUGUGGCCACAGUCCUGGCCGAGGCCACCACACAGCUCAUCAGGAUCCUGCACCGCACGGACCACUGGACACACUGCAUCAACAAGAUCAUGAUGGAGAGGCUACACAAAAUCAAACCCUGCUUCAGAGACUCAGCCAACGGUACUGGAGGAGGAGGUCAGAGGUUAAAGAAGAGUCGUUCGGUGCAGAGCAGAGAGGAGCAUGACGCCCAGAGGGACUCGUCCAGGGACCCCCAGAGAGGGGAGGAGGAGAGGGGCCGGCCGGGACACGGGAGCCGCCAGGGGCAUGGAGGUCUGGGGGAACUCUCUGACCACCACCUCAGGACCCUCUGUACAGAGGUGUGGCCUGUGCUGGCGGUGAUGGGGGGUGCCGACGCAGGGCUGCGCGUUGGGGGGCGCUGUGUUCACAAACAGACCGGUCGGCAUGCUACUCUCCUGGGCGUGGUGAAGGAGGGGAGCACCUCAGCCAAGGUGCAGUGGGACGAGGCUGAGAUCACCAUCAGCUUCCCAUCUUUCUGGUCGCCUAGUGACACUCCCCUGUACAACCUGGAGCCCUGCGAGCCGCUGCCCUUUGACGUGGCACGCUUCCGAGGCCUCACCGCAUCCCUGCUCCUCGACCUCACCUAUCUCACCUCCAUCCACGAGGACGCUGGGAAGCUGAGCGCCCGGCGCCACGAGAAGCGGCACCGUAGCAGCGGAGGCCACGAUACGACGACGGCGACGACGACCGCCACGACAAACGAUGACUUCAACAACAAAACUGGUGAGACGGAGCAGAGCCACCAACACAGGGUCUCCCCAGACCCCAAAGACACUACAACAACAACGGGGACCGUCACCACGACGACAACCUCUGAUCUGAGGGUGUCACACAGCCUGGACGAGGUCAAAGCCCACGCGGUGCCCAACUCGAAAUCAGAGAGCGAGAUCUCCUCCUGCGCCUUGGACUCCCAACACCAGGCUGGAGGAGGACCAGAGACCCUCUCCCCUGCUCCUCAGACCCCCCAGGAGGGCAACAGGAAGAAGGGCCACGAGGGCCGAGGCCACGAUGGCUCUCCCUCCUCAGGGGCCAGUCAGUCUGAGAUCCAUGCGGUGCAGCUGUCCUACCUCUACCUGGGGGCCAUGAAGGCCCUCAGCACGCUGCUCUCCUGCUCCAAGUAUGUUGAGCUGCUGCUCAUACCCAAGGUCCAGGCUCAGCCGGAGCCUGCUCCCAGUGGACACAAUGCAGACCUGAACGCCGGGUCCACUCCUAGUGGCGCAGCGCCCUCGCCCGUGUGCCAGGAGGAAGUUGAGAUGAGGGCGGCACUGCAGUUCCUGAUGCGUCACAUGGUCAAGCGGGCCGUGAUGAGGUCACCCAUCAAGCGGGCGUUAGGAUUGGCCGAUUUGGAGAGGGCUCAGGCCAUGAUCUAUAAAUUGGUGGUCAGCGGGCUGCUGGACGAACACUGCAGUGGGGGCAAGUCCAGACCUGCUGACCCAGAGUGUGAGGAGGGUGUGCAGGGAGAGCAGCAGGCUCAGACCCCCAUCACCACCAGCCCCUCUGCCUCCAGCACCACCUCCUUCAUGAGCUCCUCUCUGGAGGACACGACCACAGCCACUACACCUGUUACUGACACAGAGACCGUCCCUGCCUCGGAGUCCCCUGGGGUCAUGCCUCUUAGCCUGCUCAGGCAGAUGUUCUCAAGCUACCCAACCACCACUCUGCUGCCAACGCGUCGUGCCCAGACGCCCCCGGUGUCUUCUCUCCCCACGUCUCCCUCUGAUGAGGUGGGCCGGAGACAGAGCCUCUCCUCCCCUGAGACCCAGACCUCCAGACCAGCCAACAGGACAGGGACAUCCCUGUCGGACCCCAGCAGCAGACUGUCCACCUCCCCUCCCCCCCCGGCCAUCGCUGUGCCCCUCCUGGAGAUGGGCUUCUCUCUGAGGCAGAUCACCAAGGCUCUGGAGGCUACAGGGACAGGUACUCGUGGCGAGGCCGAUGCCCAGAACAUCACGGUACUGGCUAUGUGGAUGAUAGAACACCCCGGAACAGAGGAGGACGAGGAUGACAGUCACUCUAGAGGACAGGGGUCAGACAGCUCCUCGUGCCCAGGGGCCACAGCCUCGGGAGGGGGUAAGAGUCUGGAGAGGAGCUACCUACACUCCCCUGGAGAUAUGCCCAACGCUGACUCUGCAGACAUGGAGGAGGGCUUCAGCGAGAGUCCAGAGGGGCUGGACCAGGACAGUGCCUCUGCCUCCGCUGGUCCAACCCCCAGAGGGCGCUCUGCUGUCAGCAGGAAACACCGCUUUGACCUGGCUGCUAGGACACUGCUGGCCCGCGCUGCUGGUCUGUACCGCUCGGUGCAGGCCCAUCACAGCCAGGCUCGUAGAGAGGGCAGUGCCCUACAGCAGGACACUGGACCUCUGUAUGACUUUAACCUCGACGAGGAGCUGGAGCUGGAGCUGGACGAGGAGACCAUGGAGGCCAUGUUCGGUCAGGACCUGGCCAGCGACACUGACAUCCUGGGCAUGUGGAUCCCAGAGGUACUGGACUGGCCAACAUGGCAUGUGUGUGAGACAGAGGAACGAGACGAGGUGGUAGUGUGUGAGUUGUGUGAGGCUAGCGUUGCCAACUUCAACCAGCACAUGAAGAAGAGCCACCCUGGCUGCGGGCGCAGCGCCAACCGACAGGGUUACCGGAGCAACGGCUCCUACGUAGACGGGUGGUUCGGAGGGGAGUGCGGCAGCGGCAACCCCUACUACCUCCUCUGUGGUAGCUGUCGGGACAAACACCUGGCGGUUAAGAGUAAAACCACAGUCCCCGUGACGGAGAGAUAUAAAGGACUCGCCCCGGACCUGUUGGGGAAGCAGGACAGUGUCUAUGAAGAGGAAUGGGACAUGCUGGAUGUUGAUGAGGAUGAGAGGUUAACUGGGGACGAGGAGUUUGAGCUGCUGGCGGGACCGUUGGGUCUGAGCGAGCGCCGGGUCGUCCCAGAGGCCGUCCAGUUCCCCGACAGUGACCCCCUGGGAGCGUCCGUAGCCAUGGUGACUGCCACCAACAGCAUGGAGGAGACUCUGCUGCAGAUAGGCUGCCAGGGUGCGGUGGAGAACAGCUCCUCGGGCAGGGUGACUCUGGGGGAGCAGGCCGCAGCGCUGGAGAACCCCCACGACAGGGUCAUGGCUCUGAGGAGAGUGACCUCUGCAGCGCAGGUCCUCCUGGCCAGGACCAUGGUGAUGAGAGCCCUGUCUCUACUCUCUGUCAGUGGUUCUAGCUGCAGCCUGGCAGCAGGGUUGGAGUCUCUGGGUCUGACAGACAUCAGGACCCUGGUCAGACUGAUGUGUCUGGCUGCAGCGGGGCGAGCCGGCCUCUCCACCAGCCCCACAUCUGGAUCAGGGGCCUCAGAGCGGCCCCGAGGGGCCACCAAGGCCAGCAAACCUAUCUCCUGUCUGGCCUAUCUCAGUACGGCUGUGGGUUGUCUGGCCUCCAACAGCCCCAACGCUGCCAAGCUGCUGGUCCAGCUCUGCACACAGAAUCUGAUCUCGGCGGCAACGGGGAUGAACCUGACCACGGUAGACGACCCCGUCCAGAGGAAGUUCCUCCCCAGCUUCCUGAGGGGCGUGGCCGAGGAGAACAAGCUUGUGACGUCACCCAAUUUCGUGGUCACCCAGGCCCUCGUGGCCCUACUCGCUGAUAAAGGGGCCCGGCUCAGACCCAACUAUGACAAGGCUGACGCGGAGAAGAGAGGACCUCUGGAGCUGGCCAACGCGCUGGCUGCUUGCUGCCUGUCUUCUCGUCUGUCCUCGGGACACCGUCAGUGGGCCGCUCAGCAGCUGGUCCGCACGCUGGCCGCUCACGACAGAGACAACCAGAGCCGGCCGCAAACCUUUGCCGACAUGGCGGGUGACCUGCGCAAGUGCUCUUCUGUGAAGUUGGAGGCUCACCAGAGCAGGGUGAUCACGUGUGGUUGGUGCAGUAGGAAAGGCCUGCUGGCCACCAGUGGUAACGACGGAACAGUCCGGGUGUGGAGCGUUACUCAGAACCAGUACACCCUCCAACUGACCUGCGUCUUCAACAGGACUGCUGGUUCUCCAGAGGAGGGUGGGCAGUGUCUUGGUUCCCCAGGGGACCCCAGUCUGUCUCCUCUGGUCUGGAGCGUUACAGGGAAAUACCUGGCAGCUGCCAUGGAGAAACUAGUCAACAUCUGGCAGGUCAACGGUGGGAAAGGUCUUCUGGACGUGCAGCCCCACUGGGUAUCAGCUCUGGCUUGGCCGGAGGGAGAAGCCGUGUCCCUGUGGUGCGGGGAACCCAAAGAUGUGUUGCUGGUAGGACGUAUGGAUGGAUCCCUGGGCCUUAUAGAGGUCCACGAUGCCUGCACCAUGCGGCGCACCGAGCUGGAGCACUGCUACCGGAAAGAUGUGUCAGUGAUCCACAUCGCCUGGUACAGUGAGGACAGGCCGUUCGCCGUGGGCUACGCUGACGGCAAGCUGCUGAUUGGCACCAAAGAGCCUCUGGAGAAAGGAGCCGUCGUGGUCAUCGAUGCCCAUAAGGAGUCCAUCACCAGUAUAAAGUGGGAUCCUACUGGUCAGAUGCUGUUGACCUGUGCCAAAGAGGAUGUGGUGAAGCUAUGGUCCAGCCCUGGGUCAGGGUCAAACCCCGGAGCAGGCUGGAAGUGUCUGCAGAGCCUACCCCACCCUGCCCAGGUCAAUGGAGUGGCCUGGUGUGGUCUGACUGGACAUGGAGCCAAACCUCUCAACAUGCUGGCCACGUGUUGCCAAAACGGACUGGUGUUAGUCUGGACCGUACCUCAAGACGCCUCUGCCUUCCCAGAAUCCUCUUCUUCUGGCUCCGAGGCCCGGAGGGACAACGAACCCAAAGCCAAACGCAAGCAGCAGCAGAGUUCCAGCAGGCGUGUGGAGGGGGCGGUGUGUGUGUUCCAGCUGAAGGGUCAUAUCACCCCGGUGAGGACAGUAGUCUUCAGCCCUGACGGCCUGGCCCUGGUGUCUGGAGGCGUGGGAGGCCUCAUGAACAUCUGGUCCCUCCGGGACGGCUCAGUGCUCCAGACAGUAAUAGCCGGGUCAGGAGCCAUCCAGAACAUAGUCUGGAUCCCAGAUGUGGGCGUGGCCGUCUGCUCCAACAGGUCAAAGGAUGUGUUGGUGGUGAACUGCUCGACAGACUUCAUGUCCUCUCACCAGGUGCUAGCCACCUGCCGGACGGCGCUGAAGAAACAGGGGGUUGUGGGAUUGAACAUGGCUCCCUGCAUGAGAGCCUUCCUGGAGAGGCUGCCUGUUAUGCUGCAGGAGCAGUACUCAUACGAGAAGCCCCACGUAGUGUGUGGAGAACAGCUAGUCCACAGCCCCUACAUGCAGUGCCUGGCCUCCCUGGCCGUGGGGUUACACCUGGAUCAGCUCCUGUGCUCCCCUCCCGUCCCCCCCCACCUCCGCCUCUGUCCCCUGGAGCCAGCCACCUGUACCUGGUCACCCGGCGAGUGGGCGUGGCUAGACUGCUUCUCCACCACGGUGAAGGCAGCGGAGGCCCUGGCUCGGGGCAACACGUUCCCAGAGGCCUUUGCUGUUCCCGACCUGGAGCCUGUACCCAAGGAGGAGAUGGUCCUUCUCAUGGACAACAGUACAUGGGGUUCUGGUAUGGAUGAACAGAUCAUGUCGUGGGCCACCUCCAGACCUGAGGACUGGCACCUGGGAGGGAAGUGUGAUGUGUUUCUGUGGGGAGCUGGUCGACACGGACAGCUGGCAGAGGCUGGCAGAAACAUCCUGGUGCCCACCAACGCAGCCUCCUUCUCACAGGCACAACAGGUGGUGUGUGGUCAGAACUGUACGUUUGUGAUUCAGGCUAACGGGACAGUGUUAGCCUGUGGGGAGGGCAGCUACGGCAGACUGGGUCAGGGCAACUCUGAUGAUCUGCAUGUCCUCACCGUCAUCUCAGCCCUGCAAGGCUUUGUGGUGACCCAGCUGGUGACGUCGUGUGGCAGCGACGGUCACUCCAUGGCGCUGACAGAGAGCGGCGAGGUGUUCAGCUGGGGAGACGGAGACUACGGGAAGCUGGGACACGGGAACAGUGACCGCCAGAGACGACCGCGACAGAUCGAAGCCCUGCAGGGAGAGGAGGUGGUGCAGAUGUCCUGCGGGUUCAAGCACUCCGCGGUGGUGACCGCUGAUGGGAGGCUGUUCUCCUUUGGGAACGGGGACUAUGGCAGGCUUGGACUGGGAAACACCUCCAACAAGAAGCUGCCUGAGAAGGUCACUGCGUUGGAGGGAUACCAGGUCGGACAGGUGGCGUGCGGUCUGAAUCACACCGUAGCCGUCUCUGCCGAUGGAAUGAUGGUCUGGGCCUUCGGAGACGGAGACUACGGGAAACUGGGACUGGGGAAUUCUACCGCCAAGUCCUCACCUCAGAAGGUGGACGUUCUCUGUGGCCUCGGCAUCAAGAAGGUGUCCUGUGGAACUCAGUUCUCUGUUGCCCUCACUAAAGAUGGCAGCGUGUACACGUUCGGACAAGACCGACUCAUAGGGCUGCCCGAGGGCCGGGCCAGGAACCAUAACCGUCCCCAGGUGGUACCAGCUCUGUCUGACGUGUUUAUACAGGAUGUGGCUGUGGGGGCCGAACACACACUGGUCCUGUCCUCCACCGGAGAGGUCUAUACCUGGGGCAGCAACUCAGAGGGGCAGUUGGGUCUGGGCCACACCAACCAUGUGAGAGAGCCCACCCUGGUGACAUCACUACAGGGGAAGGACAUUCACCAGGUCUCUGCUGGUCGCUGUCACUCUGCUGCCUGGACCGCUCCGUCUGUCCCUCCCCGGGCUCCGGGUUCCUCCGUACCCCUCCAGCUAGGCCUGCCGUCAGCGGUGCCUCCCCAGUUCAGCUCUCUGAGAGAGGUCAGCAUGGAGGCAGUCCGGGCCAGACUACGUGUUCUUUAUCACUUCUCUGACCUCAUGUACUCAUCAUGGAGAUUACUCAACCUCAGCCCCAACAACCAGAGCUCUACGUCCCACUACAACACAGGGACGUGGGGCAUCGUCCAGGGCCAGUUGAGGCCCCUGCUGGCCCCCAGAGUCUAUACUCUCCCCAUGGUGAGGUCCAUAGGGAAGACUAUGGUGCAAGGAAAGAACUAUGGACCUCAGAUCACUGUCAAAAGGAUCUCUACACGGGGUCGUAAGUGUAAGCCCAUCUUUGUGCAGAUAGCCCGUCAGGUGGUCAAGCUGAAUGCGUCUGACCUGCGACUGCCGUCCAGGGCCUGGAAGGUCAAGCUGGUGGGGGAGGGGGCCGACGAUGCUGGAGGGGUGUUUGAUGACACCAUCACUGAGAUGUGUCAGGAGUUGGAGACGGGAGUAGUGGAUCUCCUCAUCCCCUCCCCCAACGCCACAGCUGAGGUGGGCUACAACAGAGACAGGUUCCUGCUGAGCCCGUCAGCCUGUCUGGAUGAGCAGCUCCUCCAGUUUAAGUUCCUGGGUAUCCUGAUGGGGGUGGCUAUCCGGACCAAGAAGCCCCUGGACCUGCACCUUGCCCCCAUGGUGUGGAAGCAGCUGUGUUGUAUUCCUCUGGUCCUGGAGGACCUAGAGGAGGUGGACCUGCUCUACGUUCAGACACUCAACAGCAUUCUUCACAUUGAAGACAGCGGCAUCACAGAGGAUAAUUUCCAUGAGAUGAUUCCUCUGGAUUCCUUCGUGGGUCAGAGUGCAGACGGUAAGAUGGUUCCUAUUAUCCCCGGGGGAAACAGCAUCCCUCUGACCUUCUCCAACAGGAAGGAGUAUGUAGCCCGGGCCAUCGAGUACCGCCUGCACGAGAUAGACAGACAGGUGGCGGUGGUGCGUGAAGGCAUGUCCUGGAUCGUCCCUGUCCCUCUCCUCUCCCUCCUCACAGCCAAACAACUGGAGCAGAUGGUUUGUGGGAUGCCAGAGAUCAGUGUGGACGUGCUGAAGAAGGUUGUGAGGUACCGUGAGGUAGAAGAGCAUCACACUCAGGUCCAGUGGUUCUGGCAAACCCUAGAGGACUUCUCCAACGAGGAGAGGGUUCUGUUCAUGCGCUUCGUCUCGGGACGGUCCAGGCUGCCCGCCAACACAGCUGACAUCUCCCAGAGGUUCCAGAUCAUGAAGGUGGACAGGCCCUAUGACAGCCUGCCGACCUCCCAGACCUGUUUCUUCCAGCUACGUCUGCCUCCUUACUCCAGCCAGACGGUGAUGGCAGAGAGACUCCGCUACGCCAUCAACAACUGUCGCUCCAUCGACAUGGACAACUACAUGUUGUCACGCAACGUAGACAACGCCGAGGGCUCGGACACGGACUACUGACCAACCACAGUCUGCCCAGACCAGAUGCACCGUUACCACACACACACACACACACACACACACACACACACACACACACACACACACACACACACACACACACACACGCAACGUAGACAACGCUGAGGGCUCGGACACCGACUACUGACCAACCACAGUCUGCCCAGACCAGAUGCACCGUUACCACACACACACACACACACACACACACACACACACACACACACACACACACACACACGCAACGUAGACAACGCUGAGGGCUCGGACACCGACUACUGACCAACCACAGUCUGCCCAGACCAGAUGCACCCUCACCACACACACACACACACAACGAGACCCAGGAAAGACCGGGCCUGGAUGGAAUAUAGACUGUCCUCUCCUCUCACAGACCCUCACCACACACACACACACACACACACAACGUAGACCCAGGAAAGACCGGGCCUGGAUGGAAUAUAGACUGUCCUCUCCUCUCACAGACCCUCACCACACACACACACACACACACACACACACACAACGUAGACCCAGGAAAGACCGGGCCUGGAUGGAAUAUAGACUGUCCUCUCACAGAGCGGCACACAGCAGAAACCCAGAAGGACGCCAUCUUCUUCGUUGCCCGUUAUCAACGUUACAGUAGGAAGUCCCAGAGCAGCAACAACAGCGUGUUCAUUAACCUGUACGGGAAAAGGCCCGGGUCACUUUUAAACACGCCAUUAUAUUCCAUGUUUCUCAACACAUAAGACAUAAAUGGAUGGAUUUGAUUCAAUGUUUUUAUUUUUCACCGAAUAGGGUUUUUAUUUAGUCAUGUUUUUUUGUUUUUUUUUAAAGCAAAUUUUAAAAACCAAGAAGCAGUUCAUUGAGUAUUAUUAUUAUUAUUAUUAUUAUUAUUUUGGUUUUUUUUUUUAAUCGCUUCAUUUCUUUCAGGGUUUUCUUUUUAGCAUGGAGGUAUGUUUAUUCAGCCGUUGGGAAAAUGUGUAUAAGAGUGUUCAUUCACCCCAAGUGAAGAAGAACAUUUUUAAAAAAUGAUGUUGUACAAUUGUGUAUAAUGUUUCAUUAGGAAAAAUGUUUUACAUUAAAUAUC
Messenger RNA from Oncorhynchus mykiss (rainbow trout), 16426 nucleotides. The record is from RefSeq and is a predicted model, not a curated record. NCBI's taxonomy places the organism in Eukaryota, Metazoa, Chordata, Actinopteri, Salmoniformes, Salmonidae.